AUGUCUGCUCCGACGAUUCCGAAGACUCAAAAGGCCGUGAUCUACGAUCAGCCGGGAACUGUUUCGACCAAGGUGGUGGAGAUCGAUGUGCCGGAGCCUGGCAAUGGAGAGGUUCUCAUCAAUCUGACACAUUCAGGUGUCUGUCAUUCAGACUUCGGUGUCAUGAUGAAUUCGUGGAGUAUACUUCCAUUUCCAACUCAGCCAGGCCAAGUCGGCGGCCACGAAGGUGUUGGAAAAGUCGUCAAGUUGGGACCCGGAGCAGAGGCGUCUGGUCUCAAGAUCGGAGACAGAGUGGGAGUAAAGUGGAUUGCCAGCGCUUGCGGAAACUGCCCACCAUGCGGAGAAGGUGCCGACGGUAUCUGCCUUAAGCAGAAGAUCUCUGGCUACUAUACACCAGGUACUUUCCAACAAUAUGUACUUGGACCAGCCAACUAUGUCACACCCAUCCCGGAUUCCUUGCCCUCGGACGCUGCCGCGCCUAUGCUCUGUGCCGGUGUUACUGUCUAUGCUGCCUUGAAGCGCAGCAAGGCGCAGCCAGGCAACUGGGUGGUGAUCUCGGGUGCAGGUGGCGGUUUGGGCCAUCUUGCUGUUCAGCUUGCAAGCCGAGGGAUGGGCAUGCGCGUCAUUGGAAUCGACCAUGGGAGCAAGGAAUCUAUUGUCAAAGCCUCUGGGGCUGAGCACUUUGUCGACAUAACCAAAUUCCCGAGAGAUGACAAGGCCGCUGCCAUUUCUGCGCACGUCAAGUCGCUCACGACGGGUGGCCUGGGAGCACAUGCCGUCAUUGUCUGUACGGCGUCGAAUGCUGCAUACGCGCAGUCGGUCCUAUUCCUUAGGUUUAACGGCACGGUUGUCUGCGUGGGAGUCCCUGAGGGCGAGCCAGUUCCAGUUGCGUCGGCAUUGCCUGGUAUGAUGCUCAUGGGAAAUUAUAGCAUCGCAGGAUCCGUAGUUGGUAAUCGGACAGAAGCAAUCGAAACCCUGGAAUUUGCGUCGCGGGGAGUUAUUGGAGCCCAUUUCCGAACUGAAAAGAUGGAGUCUUUGACCAAUGUCUUCAAGGAAAUGCAAGAAGGAAAGCUACAGGGAAGAGUGGUUCUUGACCUGUCUUGA
Molecule: messenger RNA, 1104 nt
Organism: Paecilomyces variotii
Lineage: Eukaryota; Fungi; Ascomycota; Eurotiomycetes; Eurotiales; Thermoascaceae
Product: alcohol dehydrogenase
Exons: 4
Coding region: 1-1104 (367 amino acids)
Molecular function (GO): zinc ion binding; oxidoreductase activity
Source: RefSeq, a predicted model, not a curated record